CUUGCCAACAGGGGAUCCAUUACACUCAAGUGUAGAGCUCAAAUGUGAAAGAGAACACAUCAAGGGACCAGCCAUAUGUCAAUAUCACAGAUAACACCAACUCUCUUCCUGAGUGGGGCUGAUGCUCCUUUGAAUCAGGCACUUAUGACCCGCAAAGGCAUUACACUGAUCGUGAACGUGACCCUAUCCCACACCUGCCCUAUCUACCCAGGUGUGGAGUGCAUACGUGUUGCGGUGUCCGACCUCCCAAAUGCCCGUCUAAGUGAUCAUUUUGACCACGUUGCAGCUCGAAUCCAUGGUAACCGAUCUGGAGGAACCCUAGUGCACUGCGCUGCAGGCAUGAGUCGCUCACCUGCUCUAAUAAUGGCCUACCUCAUGAAGUACAAAGGAGUGACUCUGCGGCAGGCUCAUAACUGCGUUAAAGACAGCAGACCUUACAUAUGCCUUAAUACAGGAUUCUGGACCCAACUUCUAGACUAUGAGAAGAAACUCUACGGUAAGAAUACUGUGAAGGUGGCUGAACCACUGGAUCCAAUUCCUAAAACACCAAAACUACCUUCCAAGUACAGCAUGAGACGGUGUCCUCCUUCGCCAAGGCUGAGCCGACUUAGAAGAUUCACCUCCUUGGCUCUUUAAUCAAAAACAGCGAACUGAUCCUUUGCCAGAAGUGGACUUGAAAUUUCUAUUUACAUAUUGUAAGGGCAAUGAAAAAUGUCACAACCAUCAUUUCAAAUAAGGAUCAACAAGAUCUAAGUAAAAGAAAGUACUUCAACAUAACUGUUUUGUUUAUCCACUAGCAUGUCAUUUUAAGAGGCUUUUAGCCAUUUCCUCCUGGCUUCUAAAGCAAAUUCACUUUCAAGGAUGUUUAUUGUUUAUUGACGUGGUCUGGCUGGAAUUCUGGGAUUUAAAAAAAAUCUUGAAA
Carassius carassius (crucian carp) is the source of this 922-nucleotide messenger RNA. RefSeq names its product dual specificity protein phosphatase 14. Gene Ontology annotation, molecular function: MAP kinase tyrosine/serine/threonine phosphatase activity. The record is from RefSeq and is a predicted model, not a curated record. The coding region runs from base 76 to 636 and encodes 186 amino acids. NCBI's taxonomy places the organism in Eukaryota, Metazoa, Chordata, Actinopteri, Cypriniformes, Cyprinidae. The transcript has 2 exons. Gene Ontology annotation, cellular component: cytoplasm. Gene Ontology annotation, biological process: protein dephosphorylation.